UUGGUUUCGGAUCCCGCGAAAAUGGCUCUCGACCCGAAAUAUGCCGACCUUCCUUGGAUCGCUCAUGGGCAACCGGAUGUAUACGAAGCCGGGGAGCUCCCGGAGGUAGAUCAGCGCCUUUCAAGAGCCGACCUGGAAGAUGAAAUGCUUCCCAAAGAAAUAGAGAAACUUAGACUUUCUGUGAGUGACGCUCAUAAGCGGUUUGCCUCGUGUAAGGUGGACUCUUCGAAAGUUGAUUCGAUUGCUGGUACUGGGAAGCGAGGGUAUGCUAUAGAGACGGAUGAAUAUGAACUGCUUCCACCCGAUGCUCGUGACCGGGAGUCGUUCAUGAGCCGUUUGCAACGCUUGCAAACUGAGGUGGCACAGCUCGUGGAGGAUGCAGCCUCGAUGUCUGAUCAGUCACAGGCUAACCCAGAAAAACCAAUCAACCCAGCCGAGCUUUCUAAACUUGCAGAAGUGCUUAGUGAUCAGUUAAAGCAGCUGGAGACAAAAGGUCUGGACGACAGUUUUGCAGCACUUGAUACUGCCGACAAGACAUUGUUCAAAAGAGUCUUAGCACAACUGGACGCAUUCAAACCCGAUAGAACUGAUGUUCGGAAGCCGGAGGAUUCAACGCGCAUUGUCUACGAGAUUUACGAUCGACAGGAUGUCACCAAGCAAACAGACUUGGAGCGAGUGGCCGAUAUGGAUCGUCGUAUUCAGAGAUUGGAGGCGUUGAUUGGUCAGGCGGACCCGACUAAGUUGUCUGCACUCACAGCAGACACUGCACAACGCAGUCUAUUGGAAACUGCGUCGCGCCUUUCGGCACGCACUGCACUGCUUCAUCCUGGACACCUAGAUAUGAUCGAAACCCGUUUAUCGUCUCUUCACACGAAAUUGCAGUCAAUCACUGAGAAGCGUGAAACACUGUCAGAUGCUGACACACAAAACAAGGUUGCCGAACUGUAUGAGUUGGUCAAAAAGUGGAAUGACGUGGCGGACAGUCUCCCCAUGAUAGUAGAGCGCUUAUCGGAGUUGAAAGAACUACACGAGGAAGCUUCUGAAUUCAGUAACCUACUGUCGUCCAUUGAAAACGGACAAAAAUCGGUCAGCGAACAGCUGGAUGCCUAUUCGAAACUGUUAACAGAGGUUCAGCUUAAAGUGGAUCAAAAUAUGGAAACGCUCAAGAAGGACUUUUCCAGCCUGGAAUCUCGUCUUUCUUAA
Opisthorchis viverrini is the source of this 1203-nucleotide messenger RNA. RefSeq lists its product as hypothetical. Bases 22 to 1203 code for a protein of 393 amino acids. The transcript has 10 exons. Gene Ontology annotation, biological process: mitotic spindle organization. The record is from RefSeq and is a predicted model, not a curated record. Lineage: Eukaryota; Metazoa; Platyhelminthes; Trematoda; Opisthorchiida; Opisthorchiidae. Gene Ontology annotation, cellular component: cytoplasm; centrosome; dynactin complex.